UCCAACUUCCCAGGAAGACUUGGAGUUCCCUGGUUGUUUGGAUUCUUGAGGCCUAGGAAGGCACCCCUAAGAGAAUUCAGAGACCUGACAAUGUCCCUGUAUUGUGGAACUGCUUGCAGGAGAAAAUUUUUUUGGUGUUAUAGGCUGCUGUCAACCUAUGUCACUAAGACACGGUAUUUAUUUGAACUGAAAGAAGAUGAUGAUGCAUGUAAAAAAGCCCAGCAGACAGGAGCAUUUUACCUCUUUCAUAACUUGGCUCCUUUGCUUCAGAAAUCAGAACAUCAAUACCUGGCCCCCCAGUAUAGCCUAUUAGAGUUGGAAAGGCUCCUGGGUAAGUUUGGACAAGACUCACAAAUACUAGAAGAUUCCGUGCUAAUUGGAUGCUCAGAACAGCAAGAAGCAUGGUUUGCUCUGGAUCUAGGUCUAAAUAGCUCUUCUUCCAUAAAUGCUUCCUUACAGAAAGCUGAAAUGGAGACAGCCCUCCAGGGGUCUUUCAUUAAGCUGACAAAGGCUCUCUUUGAGCUGAAUGUGAAGGAUGCCUCCUUGCUGUCCACGGCUCAGGCUCUUCUCCGUUGGCAUGAUGCUCAUCAGUUCUGCAGCAGAAGUGGGCAGCCCACCAAGAAGAAUGUGUCUGGCAGCAAGCGUGUGUGCCCUUCCAAUAACAUCAUCUAUUAUCCACAGGUGGCACCUGUGGUGAUCACUCUGGUGUCAGAUGGAACUCGAUGCCUGCUUGUCCGCCAGAGUUCCUUUCCCAAGGGAAUGUAUUCUGCCUUGGCAGGUUUUUGUGAUAUAGGUGAAAGUCUGGAAGAGACUGUCCGGCGAGAGAUUGCAGAAGAGGUGGGAUUGGAGGUGGACAGACUGCAUUACUCUGCAUCCCAGCAUUGGCCCUUUCCUAACAGCACACUCAUGAUUGCUUGUCAUGCAACUGUGAAACCAGGGCAGACAGAGCUCCAGGUGAACUUGAAAGAACUAGAAGCAGCUGCCUGGUUCAGUCGUGAUGAGGUGGCCACAGUCCUGAGGAGAAACAACCCAUCUAAUCAACAACAGAGUGGGGCCGUCCCGUUCUGGUUGCCCCCCAAGUUAGCCAUUGCCCAUCAACUGAUAAAGGAGUGGGUGGAAAAACCGACCUGUUCUCCCCUGCCUGCUUAGCUCAGAUCAGGCUACCUGAUCAGAUAACUCCCUCCUCACGAUCUAAGAGGGGCACAUCAGAGAACAACCGAUAAACAGGAGGAGACAAAAGCCCAUCCCAGGCCAACCUCAUAAGGCAGAACAGAUGGUGAGCCUACUGCAGGACACAUCUGCCAGUGUUAACAGAAGUUCCUAACCACAGGCAAUCAAAAAUGCCAAAACCCAUCAGAUAACAAUCAAAGCAAAAGUUGGUUAGUUUGGAUACAGGCCCUUUGUUCACUCAUUUUCUCCUGGGCUGUGGAAGCAAACAUCUUCUGGCAUAUGGCUUAUCAAUGCUGGAUUUAUACUAACUGCCAAAAUGUGCCUGGUAUAAUUUCAGUUAAAAUUUUAUCUUAGUAUUAAAAAUAUAUAGCAGAUCUCAACUGAGUUACUUUUUAUGUUCACAGAAUUUUAAAAAGUAGCACAACAUUUUUGAAUUUGCAUAGAGGUAAUUGUUUUAUAUAUAGUAGUUAAGUAAAAGUCAUAGUUCCUUAAGUCCUUCAUCCCAGGAAAGCAGGAAUUAAGGUCUUCCUCAAGGUGCUCUGUAAUAAAUCAGAUACAGUGAUGUUCUGUUGAGGUAACUGCAUGCCAGUGGGGCUCAAGAGGGUAAGCAUUUUUUGCUGUUACUUGCUCAGUUUGCGACCCAGGGAAAAGAGUAUCCCUUGCCACGCCUGUUUUCCUAAACUUAAAAAUGGUUGCAGCCAUUUGCACACCCAGUAAGUGUUGUAACUGCAAUAA
Budorcas taxicolor (takin) is the source of this 1905-nucleotide messenger RNA. RefSeq names its product nudix hydrolase 13 (gene NUDT13). The transcript is spliced from 9 exons. Gene Ontology annotation, molecular function: metal ion binding; hydrolase activity. The record is from RefSeq and is a predicted model, not a curated record. Bases 91 to 1149 code for a protein of 352 amino acids. Lineage: Eukaryota; Metazoa; Chordata; Mammalia; Artiodactyla; Bovidae.